CAACCCGGAAGUGACGCGCUGUCUGUGUUGUGGCAAGAUGGCAGAGUCCUGCUCUUCCUCUGACAGGACGAGAGUCGCUGCCAGUCUCUGCGCUGUUAGCAUGGAAUCGAUCGAGAAAAUAACCGAGCUGGAGGAGCUGGAGCGGGUGUACCAGCAACUCAGUGACGAGGAGAGAGGCGUGGAAGCCGAGCUGGAGGCAAUCGUGCAGCAGCAGAGCAACAUCCAGACCAAGAUGAUGGCCCUGCAACGAAUGGGGCCAAACCUGCAGCUGAUUGAGGGCGACGCCAGCCAGCUGUCUGGGAUGAUCACCUUCACCUGCAGCCUGGCUGAGAACGUCAGCAGCAAAGUGAGACAGCUGGACCUCGCCAAGAACCGUCUCUACCAGGCGAUCCAGCGCGCGGAUGAUAUUCUGGACCUGAAGUUCUGUAUGGACGGGGUGCAGACGGCACUGCGCAACGAGGACUACGAGCAGGCGGCCGCGCACGUCCACCGCUACCUCUCCCUGGACCAGUCCGUCAUCGAGCUGAGCCGGCAGGGGGGAGAGGGCAGCUUGGUGGAUGCAAACCUGUCCCUCCUGCAGGAGGCUGAGCAGAAGCUGAAGGUGAUCGUGACGGAGAAGCUGGACCAGGCCAUCGAGAAGGGGGACCUGCCCCAGGUGGAGCGCUUCUUCAAGAUCUUCCCUCUGCUGGGGCUGCAUGAGCAGGGUCUGGGCCGCUUCUCCCAGUACCUCUGCACACAGCUGGCCAGUAAGGCGGAGGAAAACCUGCUGCUGGCCCUGGGGGUGGAGCUGAGUGACCGGAGGGCCUCGCUGGUCUUUGCUGAUACCCUCACGCUGCUCUUUGAAGGGAUUGCCCGGAUUGUGGAGACACACCAGCCCAUCGUGGAGACCUACUAUGGCCCAGGGCGCCUCUAUACCCUCAUCAAACACCUGCAGGUAGAGUGCGACCGGCAGGCGGAGAAGGUGGUGGACAAGUUCAUCCAGCAGAGGGACUACCACAGGAAGUUCCAGAUUGUACAGAACAAUAUGAUGAGAAGUUUAACCACAGAAACACUGGAGCCCAGGGAGCUAGACCCAAUCCUGGCAGAGGUGACCCUAAUGAACGCCCGCGCUGAGCUCUACCUGCGUUUCCUGCGGCGACGCGUCACUGCAGACUUCGAGGUGGGGGAUGCUAUGGCCCCCGAGAGCCUCAUUCAAGAGCACCAGCACUCCCUGGAGAAGAUGCUGAAUCACUGCCUGCUGAGUAGGAACAUGCAGGAGCUCAUUGGCUAUUACAUCACAAUGGAGGAGUACUUCAUGAGGGAGACUGUGAGCAAGGCAGUUGCCAUGGACACCUAUGAGAAGGGUCAGCUGACCUCCAGCAUGGUGGACGACUGCUUCUACAUUGUGAAGAAGUGCAUCGGCCGCGCUCUGUCCAGCUCCAGCAUAGACUGCCUGUGCGCCAUGAUCAACCACUCCACCUGCGUGCUCGAGUCUGACUUCAGGGAGGUGCUGUAUAACAAGCUGCGGCUGGGGUUCCCAGCCACCACGCUGCAGGAUAUCCAGAGGGGGGUGAGCAGCGCAGUGAGCCUCAUGCAGAGCAGCCUGCAGCAGGGCAAGUUCGACACCAAGGGGAUCGAGAGCAGCGAGGAGGCCAAGAUAUCCUUUCUGGUGACUCUGAACAACGUGGAGGUGUGCAGCGAGAACAUCAUGACUCUGAAGAGGAAUCUGGAGAACGAUUGCAGCAGACUGUUCAGCCAGGGCUUUGGAGGAGGAGAGCAUGCGCACGCCAAGAUUGACAGUGGCCUGUCCGACAUGGUGGCAGUGUCCACCAAAUUCAAAGACCUGCUGCAGGAAGGCCUGACUGAGCUGAACAACACAGCCAUUAAACCCCAGGUGAAGCCGUGGAUCAGCAGCUUCCUGUCAAUCUCUCACAACAUCGAGGAGGAGGAGUUCAAUGAGUACGAAGCCAACGACCCCUGGGUGCAGCAGCUGAUCCUGAACCUGGAGCAGCUCAUGGGGGAGUUCAAGACAGCCUUAUCCUCCGUUAUCUAUGAUAACCUGACCAGUCUGAUGACCAGUCUGGUAGCCAUUGAGCUGGAGAAAGUAGUCUUCAAAUCCACCUUCAGCCGGCUGGGCGGGCUGCAGUUCGACAAGGAGCUGCGCUCCCUGGUCGCCUACCUCACCACCGUCACCACCUGGACAAUCCGGGACAAGUUUGCACGACUCACCCAGAUGGGCACCAUCCUGAACCUCGAGAGGGUGACGGAGAUCCUGGACUACUGGGGCCCCAACGCCGGCCCCCUCACCUGGAGGCUCACCCCAGCAGAGGUGAGGCAGGUCCUGGCGCUCCGCAUCGACUUCCGUAGCGAGGACAUCAAGAGGCUGCGGCUGUAGAGAGGAGGGAGCGGAGUGGAGCAGCCCUGAGGCUAGAGGAGAGGCAGCUCGUGCGAACACAGCAGUGGUUUACCUGUCCACUAUGUUUGCAGGGAUUAUUGCAAUAAUGGCAGUGCUUUGCACAUGUGCAGUGGAUUGCUAAGGUCUAUAAAUAAUAAUAAAAAAUCAUCUUUU
This is a messenger RNA of Polyodon spathula (Mississippi paddlefish), 2548 nucleotides long. RefSeq names its product component of oligomeric golgi complex 4 (gene cog4). NCBI's taxonomy places the organism in Eukaryota, Metazoa, Chordata, Actinopteri, Acipenseriformes, Polyodontidae. The transcript is spliced from 19 exons. Bases 38 to 2374 code for a protein of 778 amino acids. The record is from RefSeq and is a predicted model, not a curated record.